ACAACAACAAAAACAACAACAACAACAACAACAACAACAACAACUGCAACAACUGCAACAACACCAAAAGCAGCAAUUUCCACAUCCCCAACAAUAUCCCCAGGUCCCGCCACACCCCUUCCGCAGCGCCACCCGUCCCAUCAUCAACCCCAACCCGCACCAUACCCAGCAGCGCGCACAAAUCGCCGCCGCAGCCUCCCUCCCCGCCCGCGCCAAACCCUCAACAACUCCCACCCGCGAACCUAUCAUCACAGUCGGCUUCUGCGCAAAAUACGAACACCCAACCGUAACCUACCAAGAACAACAAUCCAAAAGCUUCCCGGGCUCCGACAUCCGCCUGCCCGGUUACGCGAUGGGUGGGGGGGAGUACUCGCCCCACAACGAUGACGGUGGCCUAUUCAUGCCCUACGCCCCCGUGCAACCCUUAAAAUCGUCAACAGACGUAUCCGGCACUGACACAUCAAGCAGCAGCAUAGCCGUGCAGCGCUCAACACUCGGGCCCUCCGCCGCCCCCCCGCGAGACAAGAGCAACAAUAACCGCUGCUCAUCCGCUCCGACCCGCCUCCUCCCCAAACGCACAUUCCCGAUGGCGAGCUGGACCCAUCCCCCGCCUGAGACGAGGAGUAAGGUGCCGAACGUUAGGACGAUUUGGAGGGCUGGUGAGGGGGUCGAUAAACCUGCUGCUGCUAUUACUACUACUGCUGCGAAUAACACCGCGGCGGCGGCGUUACCGGUGGCGAUGACCAACCCGCGCGGCCGGACACGGUCGGACCCGGUCUUUGGACAUUUGUUGGGGAACACGCCGCCUGGUCGGCAUCACCACCACCACACGCGGGGUGGGGAUGGACAUGGGGAGGAGGAGGAAAGGCGGAGUAGUGAUGAUGAGGAUCGGCAAGGGGGUGCCGGUGGUGGUGGGGGCGGUGCCGUACAUCGUCAUCACCACUCUACCCAUCAGCAUGCACACCCCCAUGGACCCCCACCACAGCCCCGCAACCGACCGAUAGCGGAGGAAGAGGAUGAGGAUUUGGCGGGGUUGAUGGUGGAAGAGCAACCUGAGCAGCAAGAGAAGGAGGAGGGCGCACCGAGGGCGUGGUGGCGGACUUGGUUUGAUUAGCGAGCAUUGAGCCCUUGGAAUCGGAGAGGCCCCACCUUUUAUGUAAUAUGUGGUGUCGGGUUAUUUUGCAAUUGAUUUGUGGGAAUUUUUGGGAUAUACUGUAUUUAUCUGCCGUUAGGAUCUUCCCCGUUCUGUUUCCGCACUCUCUUUGCAUAACAGCGCAAGUGCCCCGAGUUCUUCGGGGUGAUUUGCGCCAUGAGUUGCUU
Messenger RNA from Fimicolochytrium jonesii, 1320 nucleotides. RefSeq lists its product as uncharacterized. Bases 353 to 1114 code for a protein of 253 amino acids. NCBI's taxonomy places the organism in Eukaryota, Fungi, Chytridiomycota, Chytridiomycetes, Spizellomycetales, Powellomycetaceae. The record is from RefSeq and is a predicted model, not a curated record. The transcript has a single exon.